CGACUGAGGGGAAGACACUUGGACAGAAAAGUCGUUCGGGGCAAGGUAAUGGCGGGAGCGGGGCCAUGUUUGUUCUGUCAGAUCGCUCGUUCCUCCACCUCUACGCAACUCCUUCACUCCGAUGAGAAGGUCGUAGCCUUUCAAGAUAUCAAUCCUUCCGCAUUCAGGCAUUACCUGGUCAUUCCUGUGGAGCAUAUUUCAACAGUCAAAGACCUCCAAAGGAGAAUGGACGAUUAUCAAUUGGUGAGCCAUAUGUUGGACGUGGGACAAAUUCUACUACACAGAGAUGCACCAGACUCCAAGCAGUACCGAUUUGGCUUUCAUCAGCCUCCAUUUAAUAGUGUUAACCACCUCCAUCUCCAUUGUUUAGCACUUCCCUUCAUACCCGGAUGGAAAUCUAUAAAGUACACUUCUCUAGGACCCUUUGGUGGAUUCAUCGAGGCUGAGAAGUUGCUGGAGAAGCUAAAGCCAAAAGCAUCUAACUAGUUGUAAAUAUGAUAGUGUGACGGUGCUUCUGUAGCUUGUGUAGGCAUAAAACUGGACUUUACCCACAUUCAAAUUGUGAGUUUGUUUUGAGUCUUUUGACCUGAUUCUUGGAAACAGUUGCUUGUGCUAAUUAUCCAGGCAUCAAUUAGUUGGCAUAAAGAAACUCAGUAUUUGAGCUUUGACCGUGAAACCUUGAAAUUUUGGCUUUUACUAAAUAUGAGGUCCUCAUAUCAGGCAAAUCCAGACUUUCUGUCGAUGUUUGUCUUCUUAUGGUUGCAUUGGCAUCUACUUGGGCA
Telopea speciosissima is the source of this 782-nucleotide messenger RNA. Its product is annotated as bifunctional adenosine 5'-phosphosulfate phosphorylase/adenylylsulfatase HINT4. Lineage: Eukaryota; Viridiplantae; Streptophyta; Magnoliopsida; Proteales; Proteaceae. The coding region runs from base 49 to 486 and encodes 145 amino acids. The record is from RefSeq and is a predicted model, not a curated record. Gene Ontology annotation, molecular function: catalytic activity. The transcript has 6 exons.